CCCUAAGGACAGAGAACAUAAAAAAGUGAAAGAGGAGCAGAAGAGAAUCGUGUCUGGGGAUGAUGGAGAAGGGGCGGGUGCCUAAGCUCCAUCAAAUGGCUGUCUCGUUGAAAUACAGUGUUACAGUGCUUCCAAAUUUUUUUAGAGAGAUGCCAAGCAUUUUAUGUGACUUUUCCAAAUUUCACAUGAUGGCAACUCAUUCAUUUUGUUUUUUUAAAUACUUUCCUGGCCAAAUGUAACACAUCCAAGAGAUGGAUUGGGGCCACCGGCCACCAGUUGUGGUCUCCAUGGAAUUCAUUCUACUCAUCCUCAUUGAGCAUUUGCUAAGACUCAGGGCCCUCUCCUUGGUUCUGAGGACACAGCACUAAAGAAGGACAUGUCCACUUACUUAAGAGACAGACUUAAAUGAUCACCAUUAUAUAAAUAGAUGCAAUUACAAACUGGUGAGAGCUCUGAAUGGAAUGAAUGGGGCAUUGAACUAUGGGAGACAAAAGUAGGGAACUGGAUUCGACUAGAUUUGUGGUUAAGGAAAACCUCUAAUGUGGUGACCCAAGGGUCGACAUGAAGGAUGAGAGGAGUAGGUGGAAAGAGAAGCCAGCACUUGCAAAGGCCCUAAGGUGCUGGAGAAUGUGGUUCUUUUGCUAUUAGAAGAAAUGAAAGGUGAGUCAUAGGGAGAGGAAACUAGGCCAGACCAUAUAGGGCCCAGUACGCCUUGGUGAGGAAUGUUUCCUCUCAACAAGAUAAAUGUAGAUGAUGGGUUCCAUCAGAGAGAUGGUUAGGAAGCAGAUGGAAGGAGACUGGGGACUCGUCAGCCCUCCCGGUAGACAGGGUGGGAGGAGGUGAGAAUCAGGGAGGAUGUGGUAUAUACCAGAGACAGGGAUGGGGAGGGGCUGGGCAAGAAGCCGAGACACCAUCACAGUACUGGCCUGCUCGGCCAGCCAUAGGGGAAGGGCGUUUACUCCAAGGCCCCCCUCCACCCUCCAGGGUCCUUUGAGGUUGCCUUCCCUGAUGCUGCGCAGAAAAUACAGGAGGUCAUUACACAGCUUAAAGAAGCCCCGGCCUGCAUCCCUCCCUGCGGACUCCAGGAGGUCGCUCGGCGCUUCCGCUGCCGCGGCUGCUACUCCACAGUCUGCGACCUCCCGCUGGACUGCCCAGGAUGUGACGGUGACCCGGGGUCAGCAGGCCAUGUUCUCUUGCACCGUGAACUUCCAGCUGCCUAAAGAGGAGAUCACCUAUUCCUGGAGGUUCGCAGGAGGAGGUCUCCGGACUCAGGACCCCUCCUACUUCCGAAACAUACCGCGGGCCGAAGGCUACCUGGCGCGGAUCCGGCCGGUGCAGCCCACGCACCGCGGGACCUUCUCUUGCGUGAUCAAGCACGACCAGCGCCUCCUGGCGCGGCUCUACUUCUUUCUUAACGGUGCGGGCGGGGCUGCGUGGAGGGCCGGGCUGCGCCGGGGGCCGGGCUCGCACCCGGCUGACGUGCGCGCCUCCGCAGUGACGGGCUCGCCCCCGAUCAAGGAGACCGAGCUCCAAAGCUCCUUUCGCGAAGUUUUACUUUGGGCGCCGCGGGAGGCGGAGAUGAUCGAACCCUGGAGACCGAGUCUGGGCGAGCUGCUGGCCACGCCUGAAGCCCUGACGCCCAGCAACCAGUGCCUGCUAGCGGCCACCGCGGCCAUAGCAUCAGCGAGUCUGACCUUGCUGGCGUGGAUGUUCUUUCGAUGGUACUUCAGUGGCAACUGACAAAGGUAUCUUUUUCUCCCUUCCUUAUCCUAUUUGCGUUUCUAAAAUAAAGAAUAUAUUUCAGCUCUA
Molecule: messenger RNA, 1809 nt
Organism: Equus caballus (horse)
Lineage: Eukaryota; Metazoa; Chordata; Mammalia; Perissodactyla; Equidae
Source: RefSeq, a predicted model, not a curated record